CGCAAAGUUAAAUCGCGUAGCGCUAGCCGUCGUGACUCUGCGUGUUUGUAUCAAACACAGGAUCGGCACGUUAAUUUUUAUCAUCAAUUGUUUGCCUCCUUUCGUUGCUAAUCCAGCAAGAUGUUCCUAACUCGCUCCGAAUACGAUCGUGGUGUAAAUACUUUUUCCCCGGAAGGGCGGCUUUUCCAAGUUGAAUAUGCCAUUGAAGCUAUCAAACUUGGCUGGACAGCCAUUGGUAUUUGCACAUCUGAAGGUGUUAUUUUGGCAGUUGAAAAACGCACAACUUCUUUGUUGAUGGAGCCUACCAUGGUAGAAAAAAUUGUUGAAAUCGAUAAGCACAUAGGAUGUGUUUCAUCGGGUCUCAUGGCAGAUUCAAGAACCUUGAUUGAUAGAGCUAGGAUUGAAUGCCAAAAUCAUUGGUUCACAUAUGAUGAAAAAAUGUCAGUUGAAUCAGUAGCUCAAGCAGUAUCUAAUCUUGCUAUACAAUUUGGAGAUAGUGAUGAUGACGGUAGUGCUAUGUCCAGACCUUUUGGAGUUGCAUUGUUAUUUGCUGGAAUUGAUGAAAAAGGACCCCAAUUGUUUCACUUGGAUCCAUCAGGUACUUUUGUACAAUAUGAUGCUAAAGCUAUUGGUUCUGGUAGUGAAGGUGCACAACAAUCUCUUCAAGAAGUUUAUCAUAAGUCAAUGACUCUAAAAGAAGCAACAAAAGCAGCACUGAAGAUUUUAAAACAAGUUAUGGAGGAAAAAUUGAAUGACACAAACAUUGAAGUUAUGUCAAUGACACCAGAGGCCAAAUUUCACAUGUUCACAAAAGAAGAACUGCAAGAGGUGAUUAAAGAUAUUGCAUAAGUACCUAAAAUUAAUUAAAAUCAAUUUGUUCAUACCAGCAAUCAGGGAAAAAAACAUGUCAACGGCAAUCAACUUUUGCUAAUCAAUUUAUUGUCAACAUUUGGCACAGUGUCAAGUAUACAUAUUUUUCAUAUAUGUUUUCUAGAGAAAAUAUUAAAACACUAAUCAUUGUAAUUGAACUGGGAUUAUUUGAUGUUGUUGUCAACGACAUUAAUUUUAAUUAUCAAUUAAGAAUCAUGUAUGCUCUAGACAAAAAAUUAUAUCCAAGUUUUUUAUUGUU
Trichogramma pretiosum is the source of this 1129-nucleotide messenger RNA. It is a transcript of the gene Prosalpha5, whose product is annotated as proteasome subunit alpha type-5. Lineage: Eukaryota; Metazoa; Arthropoda; Insecta; Hymenoptera; Trichogrammatidae. Gene Ontology annotation, cellular component: nucleus; proteasome core complex; proteasome core complex, alpha-subunit complex. The transcript has 3 exons. The record is from RefSeq and is a predicted model, not a curated record. The coding region runs from base 121 to 849 and encodes 242 amino acids. Gene Ontology annotation, biological process: proteasome-mediated ubiquitin-dependent protein catabolic process.